Messenger RNA from Xyrichtys novacula (pearly razorfish), 804 nucleotides. NCBI's taxonomy places the organism in Eukaryota, Metazoa, Chordata, Actinopteri, Labriformes, Labridae. The record is from the annotation of a GenBank genome assembly.
AUGAUAUCUCUCAAUGAUUUAUCAAAGCCAUUGGUUGACUGCUUCAAAUCAGUUUUACGCCGAUAUGAGACAGACUCUAAGACUCUACUUGAUUUAACAAAGCCCAUUAGUAGCAGGCAGUUUAAUGCUUUUAUUUCAAGAAUUUAUGAUGCUGAGACACAGGCCUUUUGUAAAUUCCUUGAGUACCAGUUGAGUGACAUGAAGGACAGUGAGCUGAGAACCCUGUCCGCUGUCAAAGAUGAUGUAAAUCUGAUGACACCACUCAUUACUGUCGAUAAUCGUGUAAUGGAUAAACCAUUGACUCUCACUGAUAUCUCUCGGAUUACUAGUUAUGCUCCGUCACCGCUGAACAAUCCUACAGCAUUUAUGAAUUUGUGGACCACGGCAUUAAUGCAUACAUCUCUGUCCGGACGAGAUGUUAGAUACAUUCUUGCCACACUAAUGCCUCACAUCAAGAUAGAUACUCUAAUUGCGGAAUGUGACACUUUACGGCACCGAUAUGAUAGGCCAGUAGAAGGGGAGGAGACCAUUGAAGGAAAAUAUCCCUGGUUAAGCAGAGACCGUAAAACUGAGCAUAUUGCUGAACUUACUAAAUUCCUUGAAAAAAAUGCAGCACAGGACCGGGACAUAACGCAGGUCUUAAAUUGUAAACGUAAACAGAAUGAACCAAUAGCUGAAUAUGCUUCUGGAUUCUUGCAAUGCUGGAAAGAGCAAGCCAAAUUACAGAUUAAGGAAGAAGAGGAUCCCUUUUUUUGCCUCUAUGUUUUUGAACGGAUUGGAUCAAAAUGCUUCGUACACCCUUAG